Messenger RNA from Macrosteles quadrilineatus (aster leafhopper), 706 nucleotides. RefSeq lists its product as uncharacterized. Lineage: Eukaryota; Metazoa; Arthropoda; Insecta; Hemiptera; Cicadellidae. The coding region runs from base 70 to 513 and encodes 147 amino acids. The record is from RefSeq and is a predicted model, not a curated record. The transcript is spliced from 2 exons.
GGAGACCCCUGGGAGCUUCAGGUUCAGUGUCCUGGAUGCUCCUCCAUUUAUCACAUAUCCUGUACGGUAAUGGAAUCAGACCGUUUGUGGCGUAGGCUUGGUAGAUACGUUGAGAAGUGGAAAUGUAACAGGUGUUUCAUUGAUGGAUCAGAAGAAAGUGUGGCUUUCUUGGAAUACAUUCAAAAACUAAAGAAUGGAAGUGAAAGAACACCAAACUCCGAAAAUUCGUCAAGAUCAAAAUCACGGCCAGACCAAUCUUGUGCAGAGUGCUUGAAAGAGCUUCGUGAUGAAAAUGGCCGUCUUAGCCGAAGAGUUCAGUGUUUGGAUUGUUUAGACGUUUUUCACUUUUCUUGUACAGAGUUUGGAGACGAGAAUAUUUGGCAACGAGUUGGAGACUAUAGAAACAGGUGGAAAUGCAAAAACUGUUCGGGCUUUGACAGUGACAGUGUUAUUUUAAGGGAAAAACUAAAUGAAGUGAAACGGUCUUUAGACAUACCAGUGAAUAUAGUUUAAUAUUAAGUGGUAAAAUAAGCUUUUGUUAAGGGGAAACUCAAAGGAAGAUAAACAGUUAAUCAAUUACCUUUGUUAAUUUCUAUUCUGUGACCUCCAGGGUCUAAUCUUCCUCCAAGGUAUUUUGAACUACAUUUUGUUAGUUUGGUCUCCUUGCUGAGAGCGUUUAUUAUAGACUACCUCUGAUCUGUUAUAU